AUCGUAUGCCUAAGUCGCCUGCUGUGCGAGGCCGAUAUCCUACAGCGAGCUAAACCAACGGAGAUCACCAACGACUUCUCCGAAGCGAAGAUGGAUAGCACUGGCAGACUACAAGUGCAAAACUCUCGUUUCAAUACCCGAAUACGCCCAAGUAGACAGCUUGCCGUAGUUUUGACGACCUCAGAUGGUAACGAAUUCCGAGGAUCGCCAAAGAAAUCUCAUGGGAGACAAACCGAAAUCAUGGUCCCUCACCGCUUCUAUGGUACGGUGACAAAUGUCAAAGUCAUUGGCAGAGAGGGAGCAACGAAUACCGAGAAGGCUCGCGAUGAGCUUCUGCUUCGUGCUUUACAGGGCGAGUGUCAUCUCAGGCAUUCUAAAUUCGUCAGAAUGCUUUGGUUUCCAAGCAAGGAUGACGAGGAAGAUCUCUUAGCCGAAACUCCUAUCGUACCCAUAAUGGCUAGGAAACUGAACGAAUCGCAGAACAAGGUAGUUUCAGCCAUGGUGUCGUACCAGCCGCUCGUCAUAGUCCAUGGCCCACCUGGAACUGGUAAAACAUCGACCAUCUCUGCGGCAGCUGAAAUCUGGGGUCGGACGAAAUCACCAACAUGGAUUGUAGCUCAUUCGAAUGUCGCUGUGAAGAAUAUUGCAGAGAAAUUGGCAUCGUCCGACGUAGAUUUCAAGAUCAUCGUUUCCAAAGAGUUUUACGUCGAAUGGCAUGAACAUCUUUACACCAAAAUCGAGGAGAGGUUGUUUCGUGGAGACGAGAUUCCAAAGAAUCCGGUAGACCUAGGAAGGAUCAUCGGCGCAUCUCACAUCAUCCUGUCGACACUGAGCAUGCUCUCGAAUCCGGCACUGGACGAAAACAGGAUAUUCGACCUUGUGCCUCCGAGGAGUCUUGUUAUCGAUGAAGCUUCUCAGAUUAAUGUCUUUGAGUACAUGGUCGGUGGCUUUUCAUCUCAUAACAUGGAUUCAAAAGUAACUAGACUCCAUUGCAGAACACGUUCUUUAAAUUUCGAAACGUGA
Messenger RNA from Guyanagaster necrorhizus, 1023 nucleotides. RefSeq lists its product as uncharacterized. The annotation marks the transcript as partial. NCBI's taxonomy places the organism in Eukaryota, Fungi, Basidiomycota, Agaricomycetes, Agaricales, Physalacriaceae. The record is from RefSeq and is a predicted model, not a curated record. The transcript has 4 exons. Gene Ontology annotation, molecular function: helicase activity.